AAUAUUAAAAGUGAGCCUUAUAAUUUCUAGUCAUCUCAUCCUCUUGGAAGUUCUGCUGUAUGGGGCUCAGCAGCUCCUGUCUCAACAUCUCCUACCUCCAACUGGGGCUCGGAAGGUCCGUGGCAAAUACAGGGAAACAAGACCAGUGCCAGCUCUAUGUGGGAGACCCAGAAAAACAAUAAAAAACAGCCCUCUCCUACAAAGAAUAGUACACUGGACACUAAUAGCUUCCCAAGUUUGACUGCCGUAUCAUCUGGAGCAUCUCAGAAUACAAAAUCGAAAUCAUCAAAAAAUAAACAUAACGCAGAUGGCGUAGUGAAAUUAUUCCAAUCUUCUAAUUCAAAUGACGACAUCCUUCACUGGUCUGAAAGUAUGCUUAAGAAUGUGUCAUUAUCUAUUGAUGGUAGGUAUUUUCGUUUUCUUUUUUUUUUUGCGUCACUUGUUAUAGUUUGGAUGAUUUGUGCAACAUUUUUGUUUUUCUCUAAACAAAUGAAGACAUUCCGCUUCUUUGGAUACCACUAACCAGAUUGUUAUUAUUAUUAUUAUUAUUAUGAUGGCCCCUGGAUCGUUGCCAGUGCCCCUGGACUGGCUCUUGUGCG
This is a messenger RNA of Octopus bimaculoides (California two-spot octopus), 599 nucleotides long. RefSeq lists its product as uncharacterized. Gene Ontology annotation, cellular component: cytosol. Gene Ontology annotation, molecular function: protein binding. The record is from RefSeq and is a predicted model, not a curated record. Lineage: Eukaryota; Metazoa; Mollusca; Cephalopoda; Octopoda; Octopodidae.